This is a messenger RNA of Oppia nitens, 2659 nucleotides long. RefSeq names its product protein Son-like. The transcript has 4 exons. Gene Ontology annotation, biological process: regulation of mRNA splicing, via spliceosome; regulation of cell cycle. The record is from RefSeq and is a predicted model, not a curated record. NCBI's taxonomy places the organism in Eukaryota, Metazoa, Arthropoda, Arachnida, Sarcoptiformes, Oppiidae. The coding region runs from base 111 to 2534 and encodes 807 amino acids. Gene Ontology annotation, molecular function: RNA binding.
AUUGUGAACGCAUGCGUACAACAAAUGAUAACAAUUAGUGUUUAUGUUUAUAAUAAUAAUAAUAGUCAUUGAAAUCAAUGGUUUCGGCCAUCAAUUGUGGUUAACACGUAAUGGCCGACAAUUUGGACAAUUUGUUGGCCGCGGUUAUCACUAAAACUAUCUUCAAACAGGAGGACAAUGGCGGUGAAGACGGAGAAAUUGUCAAAGAGGACGGAGAGAUCGACAGCGGCGGCGAAGAAGACAAGACCAACAGAAAGUCGUCGACAAAACACAAGAAAUCGGAUCACAAACACAGACACAAAGAUCACAAACACAAGAAUAAGUCGUCGGAUAAGAUAAGGUCAAUGAAAAAGUCGACAAAUGACAAGACGAAGAAAAAGUCGUCAAAACAUAAGAAAAGUAAAACUGAUGAGAAAAAUGACGACAAAAAAUUGUUAGCAAACAAACAAAAUGAAGACAAUUCGGAAGUAAUGCGACUAUUGAUGUCCAAAGAGUUGCGAAGUUAUGGAGAUAUCGAGUUUCGAGACGAAGAGUUUGCCGACGAGUCUAAAGACAAGAAUUUGGAGAAGUCGUCCUCAAAACACAAGUCAAGCAAAAACAAAGAGUCUUCGAGUAAACGACACAAAAGAGAAAGAUUUUCCGAUGAAUACGAAUUACAACACRACUCAUACUAUACGAGUAGAUCUGAUAAUCAACACGAAGACUACUUUUACGGAUCGUAUUGGGAAGGAAUGGAUGACCGACCCAGAGGUUCGAGCAAACGAUAUCAGUCGAGACCAUUGAGUCCGUUAUAUGAGUCCGAAUGGAGACAUCGAUCGCGAAGUCGAUCACCUUUUGAUUACGACCGACGCGAUGACAGACGACGAUCACUGUCGCCAUCGACUAGUCGUUUAUCAAAAAGUAGUCGAUCUGAUCGACGAAGUUGUACACCGUUUUUUAAGGACGGCUAUAGUCGCCGAAAGUUUGAAACCAAAGAACGGCGUCGAGACAGCCGUCGCGAGCCGUCUGUUGCACCCGAAGAUGUUAUCGAUAAACAGGCUCUUCUUGAGGUCGCAAAAAGCAAUUUAAUUAAAAUGAUUGAAUCGGGAACUCUGCCAAAAGGAACUGAUAUUAAACAAUUGAAAUUAAGACAUCUUCGCGAACUAACAACUCAAAAGUCUGUACAACAAUAUACAGAGUUUUGUCGGGCCAUUUCGCAACUUGAAUCGGCCAUAGCUUCGGACUCGGAGUGCGACUCAGACUAUGACGACGACACGAUUUCGGUGAUGUCAGACAAAGACCACGUUUUCUCAAUAAGACAUCCGUUUGAACUGAGAGAACGUAAAGAUAUUUCUAUGAGAAUUCGAAAUUUUCCGCAAUUGCCGAGUCGUACGGCCAAAGUGUUGRCCGUUGAACUAAGAGAACAAUUUCCUGUAUCCAGUGGUAGCCAACACCGCCGUAAAGAAAAUGAGUUGACCUGGACUGAGGUUACGGAACCAUUGGCAAUAAUGCCGCCACCAAAACCAGUUGGCAAACGUGUAGAUACUGUUUUGACUCAGAUUUGUAAACAACAACAACAAGAAAAACAACAACAAAAAACACUUGAAGAGCAACCGCCAGCCUUUACAAUAGUUCAUCAAACAGAUACCACUCCAAUUGGACCACAAAUGCCAUCAAUACCAUCAACAUCAUCAUCAUUAGCAUUGAUACCUAUCAUUGCUUCCACUUCUGAAACUCAAUCGACAACCAUUGACUCGACCACAACAGAUACCACUACCAGCGGCGCCGUCACAAACAUAACAGUUAACGAAUCGGAGACCAAUAAAAGUGAAUCAGUGUUUCCACAGUCAGUUAUGCCAAUCGAUAUCGGGUCGGUAAUGGCUCAACGGUUGGCCGCAAUGAAUAAGCUUAAAGAAGAUCCCCAAAAUGUUGUGGCACUCAAACAAAUGUACCAGGCUAAUCAAAUGAUGAAUGAAUGGGCAGAAUCUAAGAUAGUUCCCGGACAGUACAUUGGCAGUACUGGAGUCAACAUAUUAAAACCCGACGAACUUAACGGACCAUUUGAUGCAUGGGUUCGGAAGGAUCAGUUCAAGAGGGCGGCGCCCAUUACAGGCGGUGUCGGUAUGCAUCUGCUGUUGAAGAUGGGUUGGACACCGGGUCAGGGAUUAGGCAAAAACAAUGAGGGCGUCAAAGAUCCGAUAAUGUUGGACAUCAAAACCGAUAAGAAAGGUCUAAUGUCUGAUCAGGAAACAACACGCAAUCUACCGCUACAGUUGUUCGGUAAAGACUCGUUUGACAAAAACUCGACAAAUUCAGCAAAAAAUCCGAUAUCUAUUCUUCAAGAACUUUGUGCCAAACAAAGAAUGUCUGUUCCGGACUACCAAUUGGUGGCCGACGACGGACCCCCUCAUCGAAAGUGUUUUACGUUUAAGGUUGUCAUCAAAGGUGUUGAGUAUCAGCCAUCUGUUUCGUGCGCUAACAAAAAACAGGCGAAAGCAUUGGCCGCCAGUGUUUGUCUACAAUCACUGGGAAUUUUACCCAAAAACAAGACGUAAUAAGAAAUAUACUGAAAAACAACUCUCAGUUUUUAUCAUUUUUGUUGUUAUUGUUGAAGACAUUGAAGACAAGUCUAGAGAACUGAUCUCAAUUGAUAACAAUAAUCCAAUAAUUAAUCAUUGAU